Molecule: messenger RNA, 4526 nt
Organism: Setaria italica (foxtail millet)
Lineage: Eukaryota; Viridiplantae; Streptophyta; Magnoliopsida; Poales; Poaceae
Exons: 7
Coding region: 462-3968 (1168 amino acids)
Biological process (GO): cortical microtubule organization
Cellular component (GO): cortical microtubule
Source: RefSeq, a predicted model, not a curated record
AAGAGAGCAAAAACCACCUUCUUCCCCAGUCCCAUCCCCACCUCCGCUUCUGCUCUGCCCUCCCCCCUCCAGCGAGCGCACAACGCGCGCAGCCUGCAGGGCAGCCAGCAACCGGGUCGAGCUCAAUCCCACUGCAUCGCCCCACGCGCGGCGCCGACGAGCCCCCGUAGGGCCGAGGGCGUACGCGGGAGGGGAGGGGAGGGGAGGGGAGGAGAGGAGCGCGCGGCGGGGACGACUGGGAUCCCCCACCAAUGCUCGGGCCCGAAGCCGGAUCUGCCUCGGGGCUCGCGCCGGGGGCCGCGGCGCCGCGGCUGGUGGAGCGGACCGCCGGCGGGCGGGGGGCGCCGGUGAGCGGCGGCGGCGGCGGAAUGCGGAUAUUUCAAAUGGAUUAGUCUCAGUCUGAUGUCCCAGAGAGAAAGAGCAUAGCUACAAUCCCUUCCAGAGACUUAAAUACUACAAAGAUGCCCCCCUCACCGUCGCCUAGGAGAUCUCGUAAAGAGAUUUCCCAUGAAAGGGGGCAUAGUUUUGGAAGCAUUCUGCCUGCUAAACCGAAGGAUGACGAGCUCACGUUGUUCACUGAUAUGCAGAAACAUGAGAGGGACAACUUCUUACUGGACCCGGCAGAGGAUUUUGAUGAAUCUAUCUCAAAGUUGAGCUAUUUUCCGGAUUUAAAGCUUGGUGUCAACAUAGCUGGAAGGGGUGAAAACCGAGAUUUGCUUAAUGCUGAUGGUGAGAGAACCGAUUAUGAUUGGUUGUUGACUCCACCAGAGACCCCACUUUUUCAUUCACUGGAUGAUGAAGAAUACCAGCGCAUUGGUAUGGCUCAUAGGGGCAGGGCACAGAUUAAGCCAAUAUCAAUUUCGAGGUCAUCCACAAUGGAUAGUACUCGAAGGUCUAACAGGAGCAGUGCAAGCCCAAGUAGGCUUAGCCCAUCACCACGCUCAUGUACCAGCACUGUGUUCACUAGGACCAGAUCGUCAAAUUCAUCUUCACGUUGCAGUACACCUCUUGCUUUACAACCAGCAACACCGUCAUGGAGGUCUUCAACUCCUCCAGCUUCUAAGACAUUAACACCUCCACGAAGGUCACCAAGUCCUGCUUCAAGGAGGAUGAGUACUGGUUCAAGUGAUCCAAUUUCAAACGGAAGAAGGAGAAAUUCACCAGUUAAAGCUAGUCACAGGUCAUAUUCGCUAAACCUUCAAGGUGUUCAGUCAAGUGACCCUGGUUUCUCUUUUGAAGCACCUUCGAACCUGCGCACAUCUCUGUCAGAUCGUCCAGUAUCCAGUUCUAGGGGUGGAUCUCCUUCAUCUUUCAGUGGAUCGGACAUGAAUCGGAGAGGUAGAAGGCAAUCUAUAUCUCCUACUCCAUCAAGAAGAGCCAGUUCAUACAACAGCAAUGACCGAGAUCAUUUCGGCUCAUACAGCAAAGCAUCUGCAAGAUCUUCUGCUGAAGAUGAUCUAGAAUCCAUGCAAUCUAUACCAAUUAGUUACUCCAGAUCCAGUAGCCCAGCUGUAAGAAAGAACUUGCCAGUAAUGAAAUCCAGAACUAUUGCAUCGCCUAAGAAGCCAUCCAAGAAUUUCUAUCCUAGUUCUGCUCCAAAGAGGUCCUUUGAUUCUGCAGUUUGGUUGAUGGAUCAACGCAAAGCUCCUCAAGAUAAGUUCAGGCCACUUCUAUCAAGUGUUCCUUCCACCACAUUUGGUGCUGUCAAAGGAGAUGAUGUACACUCAUCUAUGUUGUCGCAUGAUUCCUCUUUCAUGACAAGCAGUAAUUUAAGCUCUGAGCACGGUGUCACUUUUGGCCCUUGUAUGGUUAAUGACCAAGAACAGAAUGAUGUAGUGAGUCAAUGUGAAGCAACAUCUAGUUCCGUAAUUCAUGAGGAUAUAUUUAUGUUUGAUAAGUUGGAUGUGCUGAACGGAGGACCUAAUUGCCAUCAGUGCAGUUUAUCAACUACUCAAAGUGGCCCAAAAUCUCCAAGAACAGUAAAAUAUGCAGAAAGCACCAUAGAGGGCCUCGAGAUGGAAAAAAGUAGAAUAGCUCAGAGUUCAUGUAAUGUUGCAAGUAGUUCUGAGGUCGGACACACUAAAAUGGUAACAUGCACUAGGUGUGGAAAGUUAUUCAAUGAAAUAGGAGAUGAUGGAGAAAUUGAUUUCUGUGAUGAAUGUGCUUUAGUAGAUGAGAUUCUUUUUGUGGACCCAAAGAUACAGACUUUGGAAGAAGCACAUCAACCAGACCACAAAAUUGGAAAUUCUAAACCUUGUGUUGCAUGGGAAGCUCCUCAUAUAACUCCAGAUUGCAUUGAGGGUAUCAAGAAGUCAUCUCUUGACGGUCAGCUGCUGAAUGAUGAACCUCAAGGUGGUUGUCUGCAAAAGUGCCCUGAAUCAAAGUCAACAAUGGAUACAACUGACAGAAUGUUGUCAUGGCAACAUGGGGAGAAUGUUUCUCAAAAUUUAAAGCCACAUGAUAUUGGUGACUCUCCGCUAGGAAAUAAAAUUGAUAUUUCAUCUCAUCAAUGUAGCGUAAGUGACUGUCAACAAAAAGAACCAAUAUCUGUAACUGAGUGCGAUAUUUUAAGAGACCAAACUGCCAACCACAACAAUGAGGUAUCCAAAUGCCUGGCACAGUCAUUGCCUGAAAGUAUUGAAUUUGUCUCUGAUAAACAUACCACCCAUAAAGUGGGAUCAGAGCAUCUAAACCUGAAGACUGAAAAUACAAGGGGUGCUGGGAUUUCAGUACUUUUACUGCAGGAGUCAAGCAGCAACAAAUGGCCUGUUGUAGAAGGGAGACCCUUAGCUGCUACCAACAUUCUCUGUUCAGAACCCUAUUAUACAAAGGAUUGUGUCAAUGCGCUGAAGCGUACCAUUGGAUGGGACAGCUCAUCAGCUGCUUCUUCCAUCAAUCAAGGGUCUUCAAGGCAAUCAGUACAUUUUGAGCGCCACAAAAGUAGUAAUCACUAUGACUUUGAGAAGUCUCAAAUAAGUAGUACCGUCAGUUGUCAAAGCAUUGCAUCAAUGUCAGAUAUGUCAACCAGCAAUUGUUCAGUUUCAAUUUGUCCUCGGAGAAAUGCAAUUGUAGAUAUUGGCUUCCUAACCGACAAUUCAGAAAGCAGUGCUUCACGAACCAUGAUUUGUACUGAGGAACUUGAUGAGUCAUGUAAGUGCACUCUCUCAAGCGCUAUAGAGUGCUGGUCUGCUGCAAAGGCUAUUGUUAAUGAUGAUAUUGAUUCAUUUGGAGAUGCUAUUCAGAACUUAAGUGCCAACACAUGUUCAUCAGAUACCGAAACACAUAACAAUAUUCCACUGUCUUUGGCUCCUGAAGAAAGUUGCAUACAAAAAACUGAAGAAGGUACAUCUGCUGUCAGUCAGUGCUAUUCAGUUGGCAUUCCAGAACAUCCUGGUGAUGAGUGUGGCGUUGAUAAUUAUCAAAUGCAGUAUGAAGCAGUUCCAGCUUCUAAUGAGGCAAAGAGAUUGGAUGAUGGUUGUGUAUCUGUCAUCUCUGAAGAGGAUGUGUUGUUUUCUGCAACAGAGGCUAACACAAUGGAGCUUCCUGAUAAUGAAGGAUUGCUGGCUACAGUUGAGGGAUCAAGGGAGCAAAUUCAGAGAUGCUUCACUUUAGAAGAGGUUACGGAUACAAUUCUCUUCUGCAGUUCCAUUGCUCAUGACAUUGCAUUCAGGGCUGCAACAAUUGGACUGGAGCGUGAGCAGCAGUCAGAAUUUGCUUCUGCUCCUCGCCCAACAGUUACCAUGGUAGGACAAUCCAUUCCAAGGGGUGAUAGUUCGCUGAAGCCGACCCACAGGCGAAUGCCAAGACAUAGGAAAUUAUCAGAAGGUGGAACGGUCACAGAAACUGCCAAGAUGGAAGUUGUCGCUACAGAUCAUAUACCUGUGCAACAGGUUCAUGAAUUUUCAAGGACAUCUGACAGCAUGAAGCCUCCAAAGAUCGAAUCAAAGUGCAACUGUGCAAUCAUGUAGAGUUUCCUAUCAACCUAACGUGCCAAGAGCACUUAUGAUCGUAGUUGAAAUCCAUGGUUGCUACUUAUUAUUUGCACGCAAGUCAGCAACACAGAAUGACAGAAACGAAUCUACAUCCACCUAUUUCAAUCGACAUCAGCGACCUGCUAACUGCUGGUCGUGCAUUUGUUCUUUUUUUUGGGGGGGAAUGGGGGUGAUAGAGGUGCUCAAGGAGCCAUUCUUUUGUAAAUUCUUGCUUGCCCCUUUUGCUCACCGUGUUUACUCCGAUUUAACAAGUUCAAUUUUAGUUUGUGCAUGAUGCCAACUCCUCUAGAGGGAGUGAAACUUCUAGUUCAGAUUGUGUUCAAUUGUGUAUUCUUUUGCGACAGAAUGCAGAUGUGCCUUGUUGUGCCAUCGUGCAUCUGUUUGCAUAUUUGACACAGAGUGCGGUGAGUGUAGGUUUUGACUCAAAUGUAAGUCUGUAAUUAUAUAUUGACAUAGGAAGUUAUAAAUGUAUAUUGGCUUGGCUGAAUGGUGUUGGCGGAAAAAAAUAAAAUCAAAUGGUAAAUGUUCUGUUAA